Astyanax mexicanus (Mexican tetra) is the source of this 6492-nucleotide messenger RNA. RefSeq names its product SH3-domain binding protein 4 (gene sh3bp4). NCBI's taxonomy places the organism in Eukaryota, Metazoa, Chordata, Actinopteri, Characiformes, Acestrorhamphidae. The record is from RefSeq and is a predicted model, not a curated record. The coding region runs from base 279 to 3155 and encodes 958 amino acids. The transcript is spliced from 5 exons. Gene Ontology annotation, molecular function: protein binding. Gene Ontology annotation, cellular component: cytoplasm.
UGUAUUAAAGUGUGUGUGUGUUGAGCUCGUGCGGGUAAACCCCGCCCCCAGGCGUGUCGUCACCGCUGUGCUCUCGGUCAGUGUGUGUCUCUGUGCUGCUGCUGUUUCUCUCUGUGUUUCAGUAGCGGCGCUCUGUGCUCUCUGCACUUCUCUCAGGUUUACGGGGAUUCCUCUGUGUUAAAGCUGUGUGGAUGGCUGAUAAUUGCUGUUGUCAUUGGAAGAUAACCAUGGGAGGAGCACCCUGACCGAGACGGGAAAGUGCAUCAAGAACCGAAAUCAUGGCUGCCCAUCGAAUUCGCUCAGCAAAUAACAAUAAUGCUCUUCCUCGCUGCAAGUCUGAGGGAGCACUUAUUGAUCUGAGUGAAGGAGUUUCAGAAGCCACCCUCACUGAUGUUAAAGUGCCUACUCCUAGUGCCUUGCGGCUGGAUACAACUGCCUCAAUUGGUUCUGCAAGAGAAGUUAUUGCCAUUAAGGAUUACUGUCCAUCAAGCUUCACUACCUUAAAGUUUUCUAAAGGAGACUGUCUCUAUGUUCUCGACACAUCUGGUGGCGAGUGGUGGUACGCCCACAAUAAUACGGAGAUGGGUUACAUUCCAGCAGCCUACGUUCAGCCUAUUAAACAUCGAGACUCUUCGUUCUGCGACAGCGGCAUGAUCGACAGUAUCGGAGAUGUUUCUAAGGAUGGGGCCAAAGAGGUGGAGCAGCGUGGGGAGUGGUCUGCAUUCACACAACCUGCUCUUCCUCAAAACGGGAAUCCUUUUGUGACGAGGCGGAUGUCUACCAAUCCUUUCCUUGAUUGUUCCUUGCAAGGCACAGCUGAUCAAAACCAGAGUGUCCAGAGUUCUACCGACCUCCACAGAUUGGACUCUAAGGCCAGCAGCACUGUUAACAUCAACGGUUUUGGGAGUGAUAUAUUUGACAGAAACUUCUUGUCUCCGAACCUGGGGAAGAGUCAAGUUCUCCGAAGAGACAACCCAUUCUACAGAAGCAAGCGCUGCUACAGCUUGUCAGAACUGUCUGUCUUGCAAGCCCAAGCAGACUCAUCUGAAGAGUUUGUAAGCUUCUUUGGUGGUUUGAAAGCGCCUGCACCUGAAGAGUUUCAGAGCCGUGAAGACUUUAAAAGUGCCUGGUUAAGCCAUAGAAAGCUGGCAAGGUCCUGCCACAACCUGGAUUCCAUUGGACAAAAUCCUGGCUGGGGUCAAACGCAGCCCAUCGAGACUAACAUCGUAUGCAAACUGGACAGUUCAGGUGGUGCUGUUCAAUUACCCAACACUAGCAUCAGCGUCCAUGUUCCUGAGGGCCAUGUCUCAUCAGGGGACACUCAGCAAAUAUCUUUGAAAGCUUUACUAGAUCCACCACUGGAGCUGAACAAUGACAAAUGCACUACUGUGAGCCCAGUGGUGGAGGUUAAACUCAGUAAUAUGGAGACUAAAACCACCAUAACCUUAGAGAUGAAAGUGUCUGUGGUGGUAAAGAUGGAGAGUCGACAAAAGGCCGAAGUGAUCUGCGUCAGGAGCGACUGCAAGGAGGGACCGUACAUUCCAGUUCCUCAUGCCUACAUGUACGGAGAUACUGUUCAAGUAGCCUUGGACAAUUUAGAGCCGUGUAUGUAUGUGUCAGUUGUUGCUCAAGCCCAAGUCGUAGCCCCGUACGCUACGGUCUGGGAACAUGUAGUGAAGAAGGUCACGCUUGGCGUAUAUGGCCCCAAACACAUCCACCCAUCCUUCAAAUCAGUGGUCGCCAUCUUUGGUCAUGACUGCGCUCCAAAAACCUUACUAGUAAGCGAAGUUAAGAAGCAGUCACACUGCACCCCACCAGUGACCCUGCAGUUGUGGGGCAAGCACCAGUUUGUCCUCGCAAAGCCUCAAGACCUUCAAGUUGGGAUGUACUCCAACAUGUUAAACUUCGAAGUGAAGGCCAGUGAGCAGGAAAGGAUAGUAAGAGGCUUCCAACUGAAACUCGGCAAAGUGUCCCGACUCAUCUACAUGAUAUCUGCCCGUGACCCAGCAAAAAUCUCAGACUUCACUCUGCGGGUUCAGGUCAAAGACGACCACGAUUGCAGCCUCGCCCAGUUCUGCGUCCAAACUCCCACGCCUCCCCCGAAGGCAGCCACCAGGGGCUCAGUGCAGAGACGCUUCCUGAAGAAGAAGGAAGUCAACAAAAUCAUCCUGUCUCCUCUUGUCUCAACCAUAAAGUACCCUGUGUUCCAGGAUAGACCCAUCAAAAACCUCAAAUUUGGAAAGCUGUUGAAAACCGUAAUCAGACAGUCCAAGAACCAGUACCUGCUGGAGUAUCUGAAAGGAGAUGUGGUGGCACUUCUGAGCGAGGAAAAAGUCAAACUAAAGGGGCAUCUCUGGACCAAAGAGUGGUAUAUCGGCUUCUGCCACAGCAGAAUCGGGCUGGUACACGCAAAGAACGUUCUAAUAAUGGGGAAGGUCAAACCGCCUAAUUAUAAGGGGGCCGAUUUGACGUCUUCUGUGCUCCUGGACCAAAUUCUCCGGCCCUGCAAAUGCCUCACGUACAUCUACGCCUCAGUGAGGACUAUACUGAUGGAAAACGUGGGGAGCUGGAGAGCGUUCGCUGAUGCCUUGGGCUAUGUCAACCUUCCUCUGACACACUUUUGUCGAACAGAGCCAGACAGCGAGGCUGAGAAAGUGGCUUCUGUUCUGGAGAAGCUUAAGGAGGACUGCAAUGCUGUGGAGGGAAAAGAAAGGAAGUCGUUCCAGAAGGAGCUCAUGUCGGCUCUGCUGAAGAUGGACUGUCAGGGUCUGGUGGCUCGGCUGGUGAAGGACUUCGCUCUGUUGACCACAGCAGUGGAGGUGGCCGGCCGGUGGAGGGAACUGGCUGAAAAACUGGCCAAAGUAUCUCGAAAGCAAAUGGACGCUUACGAGGCUCCUCACAGAGACAGAGACGGCGUGGUGGACAGUGAGGCCAUGUGGAAGCCAGCUUACGACUUCCUGGUGACGUGGGCAGCCCAGGUCGGGGAUAGCUACCGGGACGUGCUGCAGGAACUUCACGCAGGCCUGGACAAAAUGAAGAACCCCAUCACCAAACGGUGGAGACACUUGACAGGAACCCUCAUCCUGGUUAACUGUCUGGACCUCUUACGGAGCUCCGCCUUCAGUCUGGCCCCUCAGGACGACUGUGCUGUAUAGUCAAGGUCAAAGGCUUUGGAGGUGAAUUACAUCAUCAGUAUGCUGAGGUUAAGUGGAUCAGGGACAACAGCCUCAGCAAGAUACCCUGAGGUCAACAUGAACUUGUGGUCGAUCCAAAUGUGUUCAAAGUGUGGAAAACUUUUCAGAGAAAGAGCAGAGUUUCUUACAUUUGAACAUUUCAAAUGGAAAAGAGAUCAACUCUGAAACCAAACUACUGACUGAGGAAAUAACCUCAAAUAAGUGUAUGGAGCAAAGUUAUCAAACAUGCAUUAUUUGUUUGUCUGAGAAACACUGUGUCGGCAUGAGCUCAAAGCAAAGCUUGGAUCAAUGUAACACUGACUCUAAUCCAACUUUAAAAGGAUUCUUACCUUGUUUAACAUUUGAGCCCUUUGAAUAACUUUCUAUGUCUAAUUUCUAGGCACCUCAAACAUUUUUAUAUGAACUUUGCAAUUGAUUUGUUGAAACUACUUCAAAUAAGUCCUGGACUCCUAAUGAACUCUAUGAGCCCUACCUUACACCCUUUGCAAGUCACGUCUUGAUGCUUAUUGCUAUUUUACACCUGAAAACUCUAUUUUCAAGCUUUCCUUACACCUGCGUCAUUUAUAUAGCAACGGUGCUUGUAAAUAUACCCUCACUGAUGGGCGUGGUGGUCUGGAAAUUACCUGUGUUCAGAUACAUUUCUGGUGUAUUGCUAUCUUGGCAACGGAAAAUACAGGUGCACCACUGACUGAAUACAACCUAGACAGACAUCCACAUCAGAUAUUCAUGACGUAAAUGACCUGCUGGCACACCUUCACAGUGUGAAUGUCAGUUUCCUCUGCUGAGAAGCGUUGGAGACCUCCAGAUAGCUUUCGCCCCUGAAAUAGCAAUUUGCCAAAGUCAGAGUGCACUUGGAUCUUAAAGGGAAUGGCACGUGAAAUACUGAUUGUUUUAUUUCAUGAUCAACUAAGAGAAUUAGUUCAUUCCUUUUGCAUGUUUUGAGCAGUGCAAGGUGUACUUUUCCCAUCGUGACGAUAGCAAAGACACAUUUUUACACCCUAACUCAAGCAGCAUGAAUCAUACCUUUCCUAUAGCUUGCUAAAAUAGAGCCCUAGAGUUAUGCCUAGUUUACACUACAUGACUUUUUGGGUGGUCAAGUGGUGGAGUCUUUCAGUUGUUGUGUUUUUUUUUCACUAAAUGACUGAUCAGCGACACAGGGUGACAAAUUACCCACUCAUCUGACUGCAGUGAUUUGUGAGUGAUCACUUUUGAUGCCUCGGCAGUCGUCUUUCAGCAGAUCACACUAGAGGACUGAGCGAAGACAGAGUAAAGAGAGUCUCCUAAAAUCAUGUAGUGUGAACUAGGCAUUAGCGUUCUGAGUGUCUCAGCAGUCUAAGAAGUGGACAUAAAUGCCUGAGGAUUGUGAAUGCCUCACCAUCAGCAGCCAGAGUCAGAGAGAGUACAAUUGGCCAUACUUCCUCUGAUUGGUUUGGUGGCACACAUCACUCCCAUUGUAAUGCUGGCAGUCACAAACGACUGUUAGCUGAUGUAUCAGAGCUGAGGAUCUUAAAGUGGCAGUGUAUAAAGGGGCGGAGUCUGACUUCACAUGUAUCGGAGGAGGCACAUUCUGGUCCUCACCUUCCUGGUGUUAGAAGCAUUGCAAGUGAUGGCUGGAUUCAUGUUUAGAUUGGCAUAAUUUUGACUGUCAAACAGUUUAUCCAAGAUUCAUAAAGUUUGUAGUUUUCUAUUAAUAAAUGUGCAUGAGUUAUGUCAUGUUAACUUAUCUUGAACAUCCACAUCUCACCAAAGUUUAGCAUCACUUUGUUACCGAUAUAGACAAUAGGGUAAAGACUUACUGUAGGGCAGGAUUUAUAAGGGUAUAACUAGUGGUCAAAAGUUUUAGAACACCCUUAUUUUUUUCUUUUAUUUUUGCCAUUUAAGCUAUUCAGGUCCAGUCAGUAAUCAGAAAUGGUGCAAAAUCCAGUGAACAAAAUUUUGCAGGGCCUUUAAUGAAAACAAAUUAACUAAAAAAUGAAAAAAGACCUUUAAGUAUUGUUUAAAAAAAAACAAAGAUUUGUAUAUUGUAAAAAAAGUAUAUUGUACAAAAAAAUAAAAAUCAUAUAUUAUUUUUAAAAAGGUGGUGAUUUUUAGUUAAUUGGUUAAGAGCUUACAGCUGGUAAGCAACAAUGAAAAAAAUACUUAGCUUUGGAAAUGGAUGCAAUAAAUGUAAAUUUACAAAGCCUUUGUCUGUAUUACAGCAGUAAUGGAACAGAUGGUGUUACUGCACUUUCUACUGCAGCAUUUACACAACACACAGCACAUUCACACUUUUAUUAUAAUAACUAAAGACAGACACAGAAACACAGAGAACUCUGUAACUAUUAAAAGUAUAAGUCUUUACUUUAUAGAAAUUCCAGACUAAGACAGAGAGCAUCCUGAGUACUGUUUCCUACACCUUCAAUAGACUCUUAGAAACUGGAGUAAACUGCUACAGGAGUCACAUUUGGCUCAACUCAUUUUGAUAACGCAGUUAUCCAUUAUUCAUGUAGAAAAGAUACAUUUUUAAUUUAAAUAUGUUUUUAUUCUCUUCAAGCUGAUAAACUCAAAUGGAUAUUACAGACAUUGUUUUGUGAAAACUCAUUUUUUAAUUUUGCACAUUCUUUAAUUCUCAUUUUAACCACUUUACUGAAGAUGCAUGUUGACUACUGCUUAAAAUAGUUAAAAAAAAAUACUUUUUAACAUGAAAUUUCCCAAACAGUAUGACUUUACAGAAUAUGUACUACUUAACAUUUUUGGAUGUGUAUAUUUUUGCACCAAAGACAAAGAUUUUUAAAAUAGUUCUUAUUUUCUUUGUAAUUCACUGUUCACAUGUUUUGUGAUGUAAACCAGCAAAUGUAUGUUUAAAAGAUUCCUUAAAUCAUUUUGUCUGUAACAUACACUGAUGUCUAUUAAUUCAGUUUGUGUUGUUAUGCCUGCAAAUUCAUUUCUGAAUUGUGAUUGUGCCACAAAAAUGCUACUUUUAAUAAUGUGCAAUUGUGCAAUUAAGGAAAACCACUCAUGUGUUAUUACACUUUUUCAAAGUUGCCAAAGAAUGCAUUUAUUCAUUAUUUUUGCGUUGUUUUUUGAUGUAUAAAGUUUAUAAUUAUGUAAGUAUGUAUGUGUAUGUCUGUAACUUUAGUUCAGUUGACAAAUUGUCAUUUGAAAAGCCCAUUUGCCAUCCUGUUAUUGUACCCCAGAAUGCAACACACAUACAUACUCUUGUCCAGUCUUGGCCAGAAGUGUUGGCACACCUAGGUUUUUUCCAGAUAAUGAAGUAUGUUCUCCUAGAAAUGUAUUGCAAUUACACAUUUUAUAGACA